This is a messenger RNA of Oreochromis aureus, 2529 nucleotides long. RefSeq lists its product as uncharacterized. NCBI's taxonomy places the organism in Eukaryota, Metazoa, Chordata, Actinopteri, Cichliformes, Cichlidae. Gene Ontology annotation, biological process: lipid transport; lipoprotein metabolic process. The coding region runs from base 160 to 1965 and encodes 601 amino acids. Gene Ontology annotation, cellular component: extracellular region. The record is from RefSeq and is a predicted model, not a curated record. The transcript is spliced from 4 exons. Gene Ontology annotation, molecular function: lipid binding.
ACCUGAUUUUGACACAGCCCAUAGAAACGGGCGUGUUUUAUUUCCUCCGUUUUUUUUCUAGUAUAAAAAUGGAAAAACUGAUCGUUGGCUUCCAGAUGAGACUUUUGUAGACACAACUUCUGAGUUUCUGAUAGCUGCUGAUCUCACUGUGAUCUCAUCAUGGAUGUGGCUGACAUGCUCCUCGAUAAAAUCUUCUACUGGCUGAAGCUACAGAAAGAAUGUGCACAUAACCUGAACUCACUGGCUACUGAGCUGGAGAAACACAAGAAGAACGUUAACAUCAGUCAUGUAGUUGGGAGCUCUGUGUCUGUGGGUGGUGCAGCUGCCAUGACAGCAGCAGGGAUCCUAUCAAUCUUUACAGGUGGACUGGCAAUACCUUUACUAGCUGUCGGAGGGGCAGUGGUAUCUGGGCUUGCUUUAGCUAACAAUGUGGGUUCAGAGGUCGUCAAUGCCAUCAUAUCAAGCAGCACAAUGAAGGAAGCAGAGGAGAUUACACAGAAGAUUACAGAUCUUGAGAAAGGAAUCCAAGAACACAUGAAGAAAUUAAAAGAGGAAGGAGAGAAAAGAGAAAAGCAGGCUUGUUCCUUUGCAGAUGUUUCUGAAGACAUUGCAGAGUGUUAUGUUGUUGAGCAAAUCCUGAGAGCGAUGGCCAAGCGAGUGGGCCUGCAUUUACAUGAUGGCAUCAAUUUGCGCAAAAUGUUGACUACUCUGUCCAAAAACACAAUUUUUGGCAAAGACACUGGUUUUUCUAUUCUGCAGAGGUCAUCACUGGGACUACCACUACUUUCAAAGUUUGUGGUAAAAGCAGUUGCUAAAACAUCUGGGAAAAAAGUGGUCUCUAAACUUCUGCCUGAGUUGGUCACUCGUGUGGGACCAAAAGCAGCAGCAAAAGCAGCUGGGCGUAUUGUAGGGGGAGCAGUUGGACUUGUAGUCGCAGUUCCUGAGCUGAUUUUCGAUUGCAUAAACCUGGAUGACUGUGAGACAGAGGGCAGUAUGACCCUGAGACAGAACGCUCAAGUCAUACGGACUGCUUCUGAUGACAUGGAAAAAGAGCUUCAGGAAAUUCAGAAAGUGUUCCAGAGGUUAGCCAGAGUCAAACACAGCAUAGAAAACACAGAGAGGAGAUCUGAUGAAAGGGAAACAUUAAUAAUGUUUUUGAUUGAACACUGUAAAGAUAAAGAUGUCCAGGACUGGCUGAGAGCAAACUCAAAAUCCCGGGACUUCUUCAAACUCGUAAAUAUGUUUCACUUCUUGAAACAAAAGCUUGAUGAGGAAGAGAAGAAGCUCCACUCCAACACUGUUGACAUCACCUUUGUGGCGCAUGGAGAGAUCACAGACCCCAUGAUCCCAGCCAGCUGUCUGCUGCCUUUGCCCACCAUCACCGACGUCGUCCUGUACUCUCCCUGGAACUGCGUCAUCACUGCUGAUACAGCGUAUGGUGUAGCUACAGGACUCAUAGAGCCUCAGCACAGAGUUUUUUUCUGUGAAAAUCAAGAAGAAUGCAAAAUUCCUGAUCAAAAGCAUCAACCCGCCAAACUUCCAAGUGAGUGGAACUCAAUAAAGAAAGCUGGAGAUCGAAACAUUCCGAAAAUCAUGCUGAGACCUCUAGGACUACCUGAGGAUGAUGCGUGGAAGGCAUUUGAGAUUCUCGAGAAUAAUUAUGGUAAACCUGGGAGGAACUACAUUGUUGUUCCGUUCAUUCUCCCAGGAAAGAGUGAAGGAAGUGUCCCAUUCUUUGUUGUUUCCUUGGCUCUGUCUGUUGUGCUCUUUUUCUCCAGGUUUCAAGCCACGCUCCAUCUCACUGCCUGUCUGGGCAAAUCUGAUGAAGAAAUGAAACUUGAUGAGGAUGCCCUGAAGGAGCAGUAUUGCUGCACCAUCGACAAUACAGCAAUGCGUUCUUCAAACAGCAUGUUACCCAAUAGACUGUUCAGAGCAUUUAAAGAAAUUUUUGAUAAUACAUCCUGAAUUUUCCCUGGAACGGGUUUCAAUUCUUUGUGUUCUCUCCAGGUUCUCUGGCUUCCUCCCGUGGAGCUGGAGUUGUGUUAGGGUAAAUGGUGAUUUUAAAUCAGCUGUAGGUGUGAAUGUCUUUACUAAAUUAGUUUCAGAUAUUUAUGAUUAUGUACAUGUUUAAAAUGAUUCGCUUAUUUACAACACAUUUUUUUUGAAUAAUUAACCUAAUAUAAGUUUUUCCUAUAAAAUCAGUAGAUCUGUAGUAGUCAUGGCACUAUAGUCAGCAUAGGAACUCCUUUUCAUAUUAAGUCUUACAUUUUUAUUUUGAUGGACAGAGAAGUGAUCAAAAAUAUGUGUUAAUAUAAAGUGUCUUCUGAACACAGACAUGGCUCUGUUAGGCUGCACAUUCAUGAUUAGAGAGCAGAAGACAAAGGAAAGGCACUUGCUGAGCUGUUGCUGUGUUUACUGUGUGCAGCAAACAGCUUGUGUCUGUUUGUUCUCAUUUUAUUGUUUGAUUCUUUUUAAUGUUCAUUAUUUGUUCUGUGUAACCUUUAUUCAGAGAAAUAAAACUUCCUUUUG